Rotaria sordida is the source of this 1410-nucleotide messenger RNA. NCBI's taxonomy places the organism in Eukaryota, Metazoa, Rotifera, Eurotatoria, Philodinida, Philodinidae. The record is from the annotation of a GenBank genome assembly.
AUGCGUAAAUUUUUAAUGAAGAUUAUUGAAUAUAUUAAUCCAUAUCUUGCUAAAAAUGGCGGUCCUAUUAUUCUUGCUCAAAUUGAAAAUGAAUUUUCAUCAACAGAAAUUCCAUGGAUUCUGUGUAAUGGUCAUGCAGCUAAUUCAACAAUUGAAACAUGUAAUUCAUGUAAUUGUUUAGAUGAUGGUCAAGCUGUUGCUAUUCGUACAACAACUGAUUUUGCUUAUUCUGUUGCUGAAUGGUUUGCUGGUGAUGGUUCUUAUCAUUCAUCUUAUAUGUGGCAUGGAGGAAAUAAUUAUGGACGUACAGCUGCAUCAGGUAUAACAACAAUGUAUUCUGAUGAUGCACUUCUUCAUGCUGAUGGUAUACCAAAUGAACCAAAAUAUACUCAAUUAAGUCGUCUUCAACAUUUAAUUACUAAUUAUGCUCAAGAUGGACAAAAAUGGUCAAUAGGUACUGAACAAUUUGUUUAUUCUUAUCCACCAUCACUUCAUUUUAUUUGUAAUCAAAAUAAUAAUACAUUCGGUGUACUUUUUCGUAAUAAAAAUAUUUCUAUAACUGGUCAUUCUGUACGUAUAUUUGACAAUAAUUUAAAUUUAUUAUUGGAUAGUACUAAUGUAAGUGAUAUUCGAAGUGAUAAUACUGAAAUUUUUCCUAUUAUUAUUGAACAACUUAAAAUAACAAAUGAUGAAACAAUUUAUUUAUGGUAUCGUCGUAAUGUAACAUUAACACAAACACAAUCACAUACGUUAGUUCGUGUUGAAACACGUAAAGCAAAUGCAUUAUUAUUCUUUUUAAAUGGAAAAUAUUUAGGUGAAUUUGAUAAUCAUGAUCAUAGUCAAGGUUCAUUAACAGCAACAAUAUCAUUGGAUCUUUCAACAUUUAAAUCAAAUCAACAAUAUUUAUUUGAAAUUCUCUCUAUUUCACUUGGUAUUAAUAAUGAUAUAUGGGAAAAUAAUUUUGAUUAUAAAGGUAUUGUGGGAAAUAUAUGGCUUAAUGAUCAAUUAUUAAUAAAUGAUCAAACAAAUCUUUGGGAACAUCAAAAAGGUUUAGUUGGAGAAUAUUUUCAAAUUUAUACAGAACAAGGCUCAUCGAAAGUUGAAUGGAAUACACAAUGGACAAAGGGUAUUAAUAAACCAAUAACAUGGUUUCAAGCAAGAUUUAAUCUCGAUCAUAUUAUACGAGAAGAUCUAAAUACUAAUCCUAUUUUACUUGAUGCUCAACGUCUUAAUCGUGGUCAUGCAUUUAUUAGUGGAAAUGAUCUUGGUCUUUAUUGGUUAUUACAAGGUGUGUGUCAUGAUUCAACACCAUGUUGUUGUCCACAAGCACAAAUUAAUUGUUUACAACCAACUCAACGUGCACCAUCACCGAAUUCUGUUGGUAUUGCACAACGUGUUGUUAUAGCUUAA